CGUACAGAUUGGCUGAGCAAGCUUAACGAAACUUGAGACAAGCCCUUCACACAAUCUCUUCCUUCUCCAUUAAAAAUUCUCUCAAGCUGAGAGCCCGAGACUGUCAAUGGCAGCUUAAAUAUCGAGGAGUUACAACUUAUUUGAAGGUCUGUGCCAUGGUGAUGAGUCUGGUGAGUGGUGACCACUUAUCCUCUCAAUCGCAGGCCUUCUCUUAGUGUUUGUGCGUUACAUUCUCUUUGCCUUUCUUCCCAGAGAGAAGUAACUCCGCAGAUUGUAUUUGCGCCCGCCACUGCUUCUCCUUUUCCUGUUUUAGAGAGAAUACGAGCACCCUAGAUCAUAUUCUUCUCUGUUCUGGCGGGUUGUUUUGUUUGGAAAUUGCAACUUGUAGUUUCGAGUACGAUUGGUCAUGGAUUCUCAGGUUAUGGUCGCUAUUGCUCUCUCCCUCGUCGGUGGAUUGAGCACGUCGAUGGGUGCACUUUUUGUAAUCAUUAGUCAGGCUCCCAAUCUGAAGAUGCUUGGGAUUUUACAGGGCUUUGCUGCAGGACUUAUGUUGAGCAUAUCCUUCUUAGACUUGGCACAUAAUGCUUUGAACUCCAUUGGCUUCUUGAAAGGAAAUCUUUGGUUCUUUGCCGGUGUUAUUUUCUUUGCUUUUGUUGCCAGCUUCAUCCCUGAACCAACAUUAGCUCCUAGUGUAGAUGUGAAAAGUAAAAAGAAAAAUGAUGAAAGGGGAAAGGAUCUAAUGAAAAAGCAUCACCGCCAAGUUUUAUUCAGUGGAAUUAUCACAGCAAUUGGCAUAAGCUUGCACAAUUUUCCAGAGGGAAUGGCAGUGUUCCUUGGAUCAAUCAAGGGACUCCGGGUUGGUCUUAACUUAGCAUUAGCUAUUGCUCUGCACAACAUCCCAGAGGGUGUGGCUGUAGCACUACCUAUCUAUUUUGCAACACAGAGCAAAUGGCAGGCAUUCAAACUGGCAACACUAUCUGGCUUUGCUGAACCACUUGGGGUGGUUAUUGUAGCAUACCUAUUCCCAAGCAGUCUUAGUCCUGAAAUUCUGGAGGGCUUGCUUGGAGCAGUUGGUGGAGUGAUGGCUUUUCUCACCUUGCAUGAGAUGUUGCCAUUGGCAUUUGAGUAUGCAGGACAUAAACAAGCUGUCAAAGCCGUUUUCUUUGGAAUGGCUUUCAUGUCUGCAAGCUUAUAUUUUCUUGAAAUGAGCUUACCUAAGGAGAUGAGCUUAUAGCUGUGAACUUGUUGACAAGGACUGAAGAACCUCUAUAUUCCAAGACAACCAACCUAAGCCCUUGACAUGCCCACCACUGCUUACUUGUUUUAGCGCAAAUCACCAUCAACUUUUUCUGAAGGCAGAUAUCAUCAUCGCUCAUCGAUAGAAUGGGAUGUACAUAUACUAAAAAAGGGGAAAGAAGAAAAAAAGGAAAGCAAAAAAGAGGUGCAGCUGUUAUAUUCUUCAAAAAUCUGGUGCUAAUUCUUUAUGACUGCCUAUUCAAAAUGUUAUUCACAUCAUUCUCUUAAUAAAGCCACUAGUGAGAAGUGUUUUUCCUUUAA
This is a messenger RNA of Nelumbo nucifera (sacred lotus), 1557 nucleotides long. RefSeq names its product zinc transporter ZTP29. Gene Ontology annotation, biological process: zinc ion transmembrane transport. Gene Ontology annotation, molecular function: zinc ion transmembrane transporter activity. Gene Ontology annotation, cellular component: membrane. The record is from RefSeq and is a predicted model, not a curated record. NCBI's taxonomy places the organism in Eukaryota, Viridiplantae, Streptophyta, Magnoliopsida, Proteales, Nelumbonaceae.